CAUCUCUCACAACUUCCUCAACUUCUCUUUUACCAAGCAAGUUUGGUCCCUCUAACUCCAGUUUUUAAAGGGCCUUUUCACCGGUUACAAUUGCAAAAAUCAGUUUGAUUGGCGGAAUGACUGCUCUACAAUGCCUAAUCUCCUUCUAAGAAUUCCUCCUUUAAUUAACAGUUGGUUCAUCUGGGUGACUAGAAAUGAAUUGAAACAUGGUCGGAAUGAUGUUCAGAGAACUCCCCUAGCUGUCGUCUCUAUAAUUUGUGUUCACAUCCGAAAAAUUCAGCUGUAUGGUAAAUUGGCAGGCUAUCCUAAUGCUGAUGGUAAUAAGCCUCCUGCCAAUUGAGUUAAGAUAAACGUGUAUGGGAGUUACUUCCCCAAUAUUGCUGGUUGUGGUGGUAUCUGCAGGGACAAUAUGGAAACUUUCCGGGGCAAGCCCUGAACUUGCGUUGGUGGUCUUUAAUUCCCAUGGCCCGUACAGUGCUUUCUUGGUGCAAAGAACUGGGUGGACAAAAGAUUUAGAUGUUUUUCUUUGGUGGUUAUCAAGAAUACCAUUUUCUGGCGGUGGUUUUGGUGAUGCUGCUAUUGCUGAAGGUCUUUCUGAUGCAUUGACGAUGUUCACAGUUUCAAAAAAUGGCAGCCAGAGUCUUCAAACAAUUGAUAGUCAGAAACAUUGCAUCCUAGUUGCUGCAAGCAAUCCUUAUCCGCUAGCCACUACUGUCUAUUUUCCUCCAAACCUAGGCGCUGAGCAAAUCGAGAGUCCUGAAACACAAACUGGAACAUGUCUUGGUGAUGCAGAGAGUGUUGCGAUGUCAUUUGGUCAGUACUUUGUAUCAUUAUCAGUGAUUUGUCCAAGGCAGCUACCAAAACUUCGAGCAAUAUAUAAUGCGGGAAGGCGCAAUUCUCGGGCUGCAGAUCCAACUGCUGAUAAUGUUAAGAACUCUCAUUUUACUGUUUUGAUCUCUGAGAAUUUUAUGGACGGCAGAGCUGCUUUAAGUCAUCCUUUGAUUGGAAAUAUGACAAGUAACCAAGGCAUUGUGAAACUGGAUACGGCUGCUGCUCCUGCUGCUGUUCCAGGGCCUGCUUCAACUUCUAUUCCAUCAGUUAAUGGGUCGAUGAUCAAUCGACAACCUCCCACCGCUAAUAUUCCUUCUGCAGCAAUAAAAGUGGAACCAACUACUGUGCCAGCUAUGGUUUCUGGGGCUGGCUAUCCACAUCUACCACCUAUAUCUAGUGUUUCUUCCCAAGGAGUAACUAGCUUGCAGACAUCUUCUCCAUCUCCCACUUCACAAGAAAUGAAUGUAACCAGUGAAGUCAUACAAGAACAUAAACCAUUGGUAAAUUCUAUGUCACAGGCAAUGCGCCCUGCUGGCACGGCUCAAGCCAAUGUCAACAUCUUGAACAAUCUUUCUCAGCAUCGGCAAGUGAUGAACUCAGCUUCCAUCACUGGAGCAAAUUCUAUUGCUCUUCAAGCAAUUGGAGGAACUCACAUGGCAGUGCACAUGUCAAAUAUGAUUUCUAGUGGAAUGACGUCAUCUGGAAUGCCUGGUAUUACAUCUGUUUCUGGAUCAGGAGCUUUGAUGCCAACGACACAGGUUGCUCAAAACACAGCAAUUGGUUCAUUUACUGCAACCAAUUCACAUGUUUCAGGAAACUCAAACAUGGGUAUUUCACCAGCUUUGACUAAUCUCCAAAACAGCAUUGGUAUGGGUCAGUCUGCGCAAGGUAUUGGUCAAGGAAACCUGUCACAAAGUGGCCAAACAGGGCAAGGUGGGAUUAACAUGGCAUCUGGCAUAAUUAAUGGACUUGGACCUUCUGGUAUGUCUUCAGUACAUGGGACAAUGAUUCCUACACCAGGAAUGUCACAGCAGUCGAGCAUGAAUUCUCUUGGGAUAACUAGCAACACAGCUAUCAAUAUGCCCCUAACACAAGUUCCGGGUGUUCAGCCACCUCAGUCGAAGUAUGUUAAAAUAUGGUGGGAGGGUGCUUUAUCUGGACAAAGGCAAGGACAUCCUGUCUUCAUUUGUAAACUUGAAGGCUACAGGAAUGCAUCUGCAUCAGAAACGCUUGCAGCAGAUUGGCCAUCAUCAAUGCAAAUUGUUCGCCUCAUUGCUCAAGAUCACAUGAGUAACAAGCAGUAUGUUGGUAAGGCAGAUUUCUUGGUUUUCCGGACAUUAAAUCAGCAUGGGUUCCUUGCACAAUUACAGGAAAAGAAGCUUUGUGCAGUCAUCCAACUACCUUCACAAACGCUACUUCUCUCGGUCUCCGAUAAAGCUGGCCGUUUGAUAGGGAUGCUGUUUCCUGGGGAUAUGGUGGUUUUCAAACCACAGGUGUCAAGCCAGCCACAGCCACAACAACAGCUACAACAACAGACUCAACAAAACCAGCUUCUUCAACAACAACAGCAACAACAGUCCCAACCGCAGCAACAACAACCAAUUGCUACCAUGAACCAAACAUUCGUCCAGGGUUCAGUCAGGCCACAGAUGCUGCCUCAAUCCAAGCUUCCAUCCUCAACUUUGUCAAAUGGGGGCUUUAUGCCUUAACUUAUAUAUUUUAAUAUGGAAAAAAAGGAUGGAUAGUAUUAUAAAUAUGUUUAUAGAACUUUUCUGAACUUGUGCUAAUGAAGUAAUUUUGGUAGAUUGAUAUUGAUGCAUUUCAAGUCAUUUUGUUAACUGGAAUCUCUGUUUGCGUAUGUGAAUAAUAGUGUUCGAGGAAUUGUGUUCUAUAAAAUGUAUAGUAGUUAUUUUUU
Messenger RNA from Phalaenopsis equestris, 2746 nucleotides. RefSeq names its product mediator of RNA polymerase II transcription subunit 25-like. The transcript has 14 exons. The coding region runs from base 357 to 2540 and encodes 727 amino acids. Lineage: Eukaryota; Viridiplantae; Streptophyta; Magnoliopsida; Asparagales; Orchidaceae. Gene Ontology annotation, biological process: positive regulation of transcription by RNA polymerase II. The record is from RefSeq and is a predicted model, not a curated record. Gene Ontology annotation, cellular component: transcription regulator complex; mediator complex.